Messenger RNA from Cokeromyces recurvatus, 399 nucleotides. RefSeq lists its product as uncharacterized. NCBI's taxonomy places the organism in Eukaryota, Fungi, Mucoromycota, Mucoromycetes, Mucorales, Mucoraceae. The record is from RefSeq and is a predicted model, not a curated record. The annotation marks the transcript as partial. The transcript is spliced from 2 exons.
GACGGGGAGGCCGUAUCAAACGCAACAAAGAGGAUGCCAACGAUGACGGUCGAUAAGGUAGAUUAUGGAAGGAGAAUAGACCUGAUUCUUGAAAGUAAAGAUGAAGAACAGCAAUAUGAACUCGCAGCAAAUGACAGUGCAUCUAACGAUGUUCUCAAAUACCAGCAAAGCAAUGACAUUCGUAUAAACGCAUGCAUUAAAAACGAAAUUGACCUGCUCCUCAACAACAACAAUACACAAAUCAACUACCUGGACUUUGACGGUAGACAUGCUUAUAUUUUGCAGCUAUUCAGCUUUGAAGGUUGCUUCGUUACGUUCAAGGUUGACUCGUUUAAAAUCCCUAAAAACCUUAUUGGUUUGAGUAAUUUCCGCUCCUCUUUGAUAAACCUCUACUUAUGA